Molecule: messenger RNA, 723 nt
Organism: Puccinia triticina
Lineage: Eukaryota; Fungi; Basidiomycota; Pucciniomycetes; Pucciniales; Pucciniaceae
Exons: 9
Coding region: 1-723 (240 amino acids)
Source: RefSeq, a predicted model, not a curated record
AUGUUGUAUAUUUUGUUUUUCGUUAUUAUCCUGAUCGGCCUGCUACCAGCUUGUAGCCCCUAUGACACAUCUGAUCCCAAUGUCAAGUGCUCUCUACCCAGGGCGGGGCGAGCUGAUUGUAACAAGGCAUACCGGCAAAUUAUAUACGAAGCCGAUUUGACGCUUGACACAUCGGAAUAUAUCGUUGAAAGAAUUUUUGGAAACUGCGCUAUCAUGGUGGAUAAUCCCAAUACUCAUAAACUAACAAAGCAAACCAUUGAAGAUGGUUUCAAUAAACUUCUGGGACAUUGCAAAAAUAAUUCUGGUUAUUUUAAUCUGACAGCUCCCAAUGACAAAGUUGCACUGAUCAUCAGAUCCCGACAGCCCCUUCCCACAGUUGAGAUGGAUGCCCCAUUCAAAGUGCCAAUAUGUUAUAGAACUUCAACAGUUUUACGACCAGAUGAUUGUAACACGGCCUAUGACAGACUCCCCACAAAUAACAAGGGAGUUUUUGUUGACAGUCAACAAUCCCCAGUUGAUGUUCAGGCUUCAACCUUCCAAUCUUGCUCUGUGGCUGUAUACUCAUCAGAUGGAUCAGUAAUGACAAUGACCAAACAAACUGUUACACCACUCUUUAAACAGCUCCUUCCAAAGUGUAGUAAUACAGCAGCUGGUAUGAUUUUACCAGGGGGUGUCCAAGGUAGAAAUGGAAGAUUUCAAAUAAUUAUUCGCAGGCCGCUAUAA